Molecule: messenger RNA, 6275 nt
Organism: Python bivittatus (Burmese python)
Lineage: Eukaryota; Metazoa; Chordata; Lepidosauria; Squamata; Pythonidae
Gene: SPATS2L
Product: spermatogenesis associated serine rich 2 like
Cellular component (GO): cytoplasm
Molecular function (GO): protein binding
Source: RefSeq, a predicted model, not a curated record
CGUUGAGUGACGAGCCGAGGGAAUUGAAUCGCUGUAGAAACCCAGCUGAACGGGAAGGACGGCGCUCUCCCGGACUCCCGCCAGUGUUGAGCUAAAGGAAAACGAAAGGCACGGAAAACGCCCCCUCUUCGGUAUUCCCCUGCUACUUCGCAACUCGCCUUUCACUGUCCUGUUGCUGCUCGUAGGAGAACCGUCUCUCCUAGCCUGGGCCGCGUCGCUCAGGCGGGACCAGAUUAUUGGCUGCUUGCAGCUUUUUACUGCAGCACUUCCAAGUAGGAGAUGGCAGAAAUCAGCUCACAAGCAAACAUCAAGGAAAAGAUCAAUGCAGUGCGUUCAAUUGUUCCCAACAAAAGCAACAACGAGAUAGUGCUGGUGUUACAGCAGUUUGAUAACAACGUAAACAAGGCUGUGCAAGCUUUUAUGGAUGGCAGCGCGCUUCAAGUGCUAAAAGAAUGGAAUAUGACUGGCAAAAAGAAGAACAGCAAAAGGAAAAGAAGCAAAUCGAAACAACAUCACCGUAACAAAGAUACAAAAGACAGAGAGGAUGGGGCAGAAAAGGUGUCUCUGGAAUCCCAAGAGUUGAAUGGCUGUCAACUGAAUGGCUGUCCUGGAGAUACUUUCCCUGGCAAAUGCGCCAGUGAAAAAUCAAAAAAUCCUCAUGAAGAAAAUAGCUGGGAAUACAAGGACAGGGCAGAGACAAAACCAGAAGUAGCAGACAAAAAAGAAGAACCCACAAAAGUAUCUAUAGAGGCAGGACGAAAUAGCACAGAGCUUCCUGAUACUUUCCAAUGUUCAUCACAGCUUCAGUGCAAUGUCGGUAGAACAAAAUCAAAAAUACCAGCUACCAGCAUCAAGUCACCUGUCCCUGCAUCUCAUCUUGAAGUGAAAGCAGAAGAUUCAAUCCAAAAAAGAGGUCCAAAUAUUGAGAAAUCUGUUAAAGAUCUUCAGCGCUGCACUGUUUCACUGACUCGAUACCGCAUGAUGGUCAAAGAGGAGGUGGAUAAUUCAAUAAAGAAAAUUAAAGCUGCUUUUUCUGAAUUACAUAGCUGUAUCAUCGACAAGGAGGUGGCUUUAAUGGCAGAAGUCGACAAAGUUAAACAAGAAGCCAUAGAUAUUUUGACUGCGCGUCAGAAAAAAGCUGAAGAAUUGAAGAGACUAACAGAUUUGGCAAGUCAGAUGGCAGAGACUCAGCUGGCUGAAUUGCGGGCUGAAAUUAAGCACUUUGUAAGUGAACGUAAAUACGACGAAGAAUUGGGUAGAUCUGCCCGCUUUUCCUGUGACAUUGAGCAGUUGAAGAUGCAGAUAUUACAGUGCGGAGAAAUUUUCCAUCCAAAAAACAAUUACUCCUCAAGAACACCAUCCAGUACAUUUCUUCAGUCACAAACUUCAAAAUCAGCAACCAAACUACAAAGUACAUAUAACCAAAAAUAUUCUAAUCAGACUCCUGCCAAGACUUCUGAUCAUAAAACAGCAAUAACUAAAGGUUCAAGCCAAGUUAUCCCAGUUACGGAAUCAUCUUCUCAUGUAAUUUCAACAAAUAAACAGAAUGUGCCUUCAGGUCCGAGACGAAGAUUUCAUGCGCAUUACCAUGGCGUUCGAAUCAACAGCUCUCUUAAGCCCCAAAGUCCUGGUGAUGAGCCUGAUCAGAGCAACCCAAAGAGUCACUCCCGACACGAAUACCGACGGCAGCACCAUCAUAGUUUUAGGCCCAAAAACAGAGGUGCGGUGAAAGCUCAAGAGCAACCAACACCCGUAAGAAGCCUAGAAAAGGUAGCAUACCCAGAAAAAACACAUCAAAAGCAUCCUCUUCCAGGCCCCACAGAGCCCAGCCCUUCCUGCAGCAAUAUAGCAAGGGCUUCUCAAUGUAAUUUAUGUCCUCCAAGAAUAGAGACUUCUGGAGACACACCUGUCCUCUCAGUCACAGUGCCAGCUGUGACCUUAGUGGCAUGAAAACAGUAGUUUUCAUCUUAGGUUUUUCACUAAAGGUGCUUCUCCCCUCCCUUGUUGUGUACUCCCCAAAUACCGACAAAAUAGCUUGAGAAAAAUAUUACACUUGUGGUAAACCAAACUUGCUAAAAUCCUCUCAGCUGAAUCUCAUUUUCUACAUGGAAAGCUUUGCUCAGUAUACUCAAGAUUAUUUUUUCAUAAUAAUGCAGCUUUAGCCAGCAGUACUUAAAGAUCUACUAGACUGAUGUUGAAAAAUAAACUGCAAGAGGGUGUCAUUAGAGAUACGUGUUUAUUACUGCCCAAUUUGUUGUCAGUCAUAUUAAAGAGGUAAAAUACUGGCAUCUCUAGCGUUGAACUGUUAUAUAAACUCAUAACAUUUUUCACUCUUUCCAUAUUAGAUGGAAUUCAACAUUUGUACAGAAAAAAUCUCAUAGUUCUUUGUGACCUAAUGUCAUAGCCAGAAAGAUAUUCAAGAUCAAUCCUAAAUAGUAAACAAACUACAUAUCAGUUGUUCUGUGCUGUAAUAUUUGUAAAAGGUCUGUUUUUUCCAUUUGAAAUUUAUAUAACUUACACAGUACAGUUUUCCAAGCUCUUGAGUCCUUUUUUAGUGACUGAUUAUUUUUUGUGGACUAAAAAUUGAAUGUGUUUCAGUCUCAGAUUCUUUUUUUUGGCGGGGGGGAGCUAUUCCUACAUUUAUUUAUUUGAGUUCAAGAGGGUAAACUUAACAUACCCACUAACAGUUUUUACCUACAACAACAACCCUGUGAGGUGGAUUGGGCUGAGGGUGAGUGACAAGUCCAAAGUGACCCAGUAAGCUUUUGUGGCUACCCAUGUUAGUAGUACUAGCAUCUAUUAUGGGCUUAUAACUAAGGACAGUACACUCAAAUUGACCCAGUAAGUGACCCAGUAAGUCACUUUUGACUUACAAUUGACCCAAAGUGACCCAGUAAGCUUUUGUGGCUACCCAUGUUAGUAGUACUAGCAUCUAUUAUGGGCUUAUAACUAAGGACAGUACACUCAAAUUGACCCAGUAAGUGACCCAGUAAGUCACUUUUGACUUACAAUUGACCCAAAGUGACCCAGUAAGCUUUUGUGGCUACCCAUGUUAGUAGUACUAGCAUCUAUUAUGGGCUUAUAACUAAGGACAGUACACUCAAAUUGACCCAGUAAGUGACCCAGUAAGUCACUUUUGACUUACAAUUGACCCAAAGUGACCCAGUAAGCUUUUGUGGCUACCCAUGUUAGUAGUACUAGCAUCUAUUAUGGGCUUAGAACUAAGGACAGUACACUCAAAUUGAUAAAAUAAUAUUUAGUUUAUUAUUGUACCCCACUGCAAUACCACAGCAUUCUCAGCAGUUUAUAGGAGUACAGAAAUAAUUAAAUAAUCCAUGGCCACCAUUAAAAAUAAAGAUACUUAAAAACCAGCAUCCUGUGAUUGUAUUCCAAACGCCCUCUGGAAGAAUGUUUCAGCUAUUUCUGGAAAGCAGUUAAUGUAGGAGCUAACCUAAUCUCUAGAGACCAAUCCAGAGGUCCAGCACUGCCGCUAAGCAGCAGCACCUCUAGCCUUGGCUCUCCUCUCCCCCUGAAAGUAGGGAACUGCCAGCUGCUUUCCUGACAAGAUCAAAUUGGUUGGGACAGAUGUGGUCCUGAUGAUAAAUUGGUGUCAAGCCUUAAAGGGCUUUAUAGGUCAAGAUCAACAAUUUAAAUUCCACCUAGAAGCCCAUGAGAAGCCAGUGCAGCACCCACACCACAGCAGUAAUAUACUCUCACCAGCAUGUGCCAGAUAGCAGACAGGCUAUUACACUCUGGACCAGCUGGAUAUUCUUGAGUCACCGCUGUGUUUAAGGGCAGCCCCAUAUAGAACAUAUGGAGGUAGUCCACCCAGGGGAUGACAAGGACUGAGUCACUGCAGCAAAGUCCUCUCACCCCAGAUAGGGCUGCAGCUAGGGCACAAGCCCUCUGGUCAUGGCUUCCAUCUACUGUUCCAGCUAUGUGUCCAUGAGGACCAUCAAGUUGUGGACCAACUCCUUCACAGGUAAUGCUUCCCCAUCCAGUGCAGCCACCAGAAAUUCCAGUGGAUAAACGUGAUUUAGAGGCCACCCAAGUCCAAAUGACUGGGUGGCUUAUGCUUAAUAAGCAAGAAACAGUAAAAACAUAGGUACAGAUCAUAUGCAUCCAGAAGCUAAACUAUAUAACAAACAUCUUACAGGGAUUCAGUACCACCCUAUCCCAAGGCCUGAGAGAAUAGCCGUGUUUUCAGUGACUUUCUGAACAUCAUCAAGGUAGGAGCCAUACAGAUCUCAAGCGGGGGGAAGGUGAUGUUGGUCCAAAGGGCAGCAGCAAAAUAGAGAAGGCACACUUCCAAGAUUCCAAAAAAUUGUGUUAAUCAAAGAGACCUGGAGGGCACCCACUCUACCGAAUCUAACUGGAUUAGCAGGAACUGGGAGGUAGGCCAUCCCUCAAAUAACCAGGUCCUACGCCACGAAUGGCUUUAUAGGUGGGAACCAGCACCUGGAAUUACACCCAGAAGUACACUGGCAACCAGUGCAGCUUGCAGAGAGUUAUCUCUUUCAUCAAAAGGUAUUUUUCAUCAACAUUAUCCUAAAACAACUGUAUAUGAACAUAUGAAAGAAGUACUAUUUUGACAUUCUGCCAUACAAUUAAUUAAUUAAAGCCACAGGAAUCCCAUUUCUUGAUGAUGGAUGAAAGGCUAACUGACUUAGGUUUGUUAUCCCAUGCUCUGUCACAUUAAAAUAGUUUUCUCAUAUUAACUCUUGCUCUGCCCUCAUCAAAGCAAAAUGCUCCACUGUUUAGGAAAUGAACUUAAGUUUUUAAAUGCUAUAUUGAACCACUGUCUCAUGUACUGUAAUUCCUUCAUCCGGUCCAUCUCUACUACUAUCAUUAGACAGAAACAAUUAAAAUACUCUAAUAAAUUCUGAAUGUGCCAUUGAUAAACUGCAGCAUUAGAUACUUAUCUAGACCCCAAAGGGCCUUUUUCCUGAGAAGACAGAAAUUAAGGGUAAUGGUGUAAUAACACCUACAAAAAAAUCAUAGCCCAAAGAGACUAGCAAUUAAAAAAAAAAAAUUCUUCAGUUUAAUAUAGACUUAUUUUAUUUAAAAAGUUUCAGAUUACUAGUAAAGACAAAAGCUUUGCAAAAUCACUUUUCUUCUAAAAUAUUAUUUAUUCCUAUUGUUAUCAGAGGAUAUUACAAAACAGCUUCAAACAUUAAUUAUUGUCUAUCUUCACUAACCUCACCAUGGAUAUUGUGUUUAAUGGAUUAACAGCAGGGGGAUGGCUUGGGAAGGGGAAAUGAGUAGCAAUGAGAUUUGGCCACUGCCAUACAAGGAGCUUGAGCCAGCUUGAAAACAGCUGAGCUGAUUUAUUUGUCUGAAAUUCGCCUUGCUUCUCAAAUGCUUAUAGCCUUGUGGAACUUGUGGGUAGUCAAUUUCCCGUUUGCAUAGGUGUGCUUCACCAUGCUUUUCAGCUCCUGGGCUCAGCCUUUCAAGGAUAAAGAUGGCUUCAUACUUCUUCAACUCCCUCCUGGGACUUGCUGGACGGAAGGGAGGAAUACGACCAGACAAAUGCACCCAAAAUGAAGUUAGGAUAUUGACUGGAGAGGGGAGCACCAUUUAGUUCUGUUUGGCUAGAUGGAGAUGAAAGGAUUUUGAUGAAUUGGAAAUAAUCGUGGCAUGGAAGUGUCCUAGUGACCUCAACAAAAGAUAUUUUCAAACCUUAAGGGUUUGGAGAAAAAUAUAUUUCUGAUGAUCAUCUGAUCCAGUAUUGUUUUCUGUGUUGGGGCCAGAAGGAUAGAUAGGGAAAUGGAAUGCUUGGGAAGAACAGUGCAAGCUGCAGGGAAACUCAAAAGCAACAUUCCUGGAGAAACUAUGGAAACUUUUCCUGAAAGCUGGAAACAUUAUCAUUGCAAAAAGAGGAAUAGUCCCCAAAGUCAAUUUUAUCAUUAGAUAAAAAUGUUUUCACAGCUGUCUGCAUGCUCAGAGAACCUAUCUUUGUAAGAAUCUCAGCUUUGUAAUAAGAAAGUAUCCCUCAGACCAUAUUAAUACAUGGUUAACAUAUUGGAAAUAUGUGGCCAUACCUAUUAAAAGCAGAACAGCCAGAACAAUGGCAGAAUAAGAAUCCUAGUGUUCAAGAGGAGGAGACUGCUGUUCUCUACAGGCCCAGAACAAAUUGCACAAGUUUUAAAAAUGUUAAAAACCAUGGAACACACACAACCUAGCAUGACUAACGUCCCAUAUUUAAUCUGUAUUACUUGAUUUAGAAUGCACAUUACAAAAAUGAACACUGAUAAACUUCUUAUACCAUCCACCAU